Molecule: messenger RNA, 4500 nt
Organism: Histoplasma mississippiense
Lineage: Eukaryota; Fungi; Ascomycota; Eurotiomycetes; Onygenales; Ajellomycetaceae
Exons: 6
Coding region: 1-4500 (1499 amino acids)
Biological process (GO): positive regulation of transcription by RNA polymerase II; DNA damage checkpoint signaling
Cellular component (GO): nucleus
Molecular function (GO): histone binding
Source: RefSeq, a predicted model, not a curated record
AUGGACACUCAAGAUGAUAGCCUCGAUCUGGAUUAUCUGAAGCAAGCAGCCUUCGACUUGACUGACGAACGGCCAAAACAGGACGUGUCUCGAAACUUACAAUUACGAGAUAUUAGUCGUUUUCUCGGGACUCAAGCCCAUGCCAUUGCGUCUUUGAAUACCACUAUGAAGCUGCCAUUGCAGCCUGACGCUGGGCAUAGCUCAGUUCCAGAGUCACCCUUUCCCAAAAUGGCGGCUGCAACAGGUAGUUUACCGGGCGAUACGCAGCCAAUCUCUCAAUCAGUCUUUGAGAGUUUCAUGAGCAAGGCAAGAGCAAACCUAGGACCUCCGAAAGACCAGGAGGGAAACGAAGAUGAUAAUGUAAUGGCAAAGGAUGCGACUCUACAUGAGGGCGAUACAGGCCAUCUAGAUUUACUAGCUGCUUUUGGCGAAACUCCUGUUGCAAAUCGUGAGUUCGCCGACGAGGAUGGACACCUAGAGGACCUUGACAUGGUUGGUGGAGCCUCAUCUCCAACCCAGUACCAGCUUUUCCCCGAAUCCCAACGCUUCAUUAGCAUGACCCCUGCGACGCCAAAUCAUGAACACUCGCAGCCCGAGGUCUCAGCUACGCCAAUACUUCCACGUUAUGCCUUCAGCAGCGAAUGUCACAACGGCAGCACUGUAAUGGCAUUAUCCCAAGUGUUCAAUGCAACCCAAAAUCACUCGUCGCCCUAUACUAAUGGACCUCCACUUUCAUCGGAUAUGCCAUCACCAAAUAUCCCUAUUGAGACCCGACUGACUGGCACGACCACAGUAUUCUCACCUCCCCUUCCAUCCUCAGUUGCUCCGCGGAAACAUUUAGAACCUCAAGCAAACUACGUUUCGAUGAAGGAGUCGCAGGCUGUGCGGGAUAUGCUGGCACGUUUGCACUCGACGGAUGAAAAUGGUUUUAGCGAUGACGAUUUUGGGGGGGAUGAUAGCUACGUCCAGAGACAUGUAAGGGAAAAAUACACGGAAGAGGAAGUGAAAAAGCACUUUGCCAGUGUGACCGCCCCCGCUAGGUGCGGCUCAAAAGGUCGUGGAAAAAAGACUGCGACAGAUCAAUCCUCCCCGAUCCAAGCAGAAUCUCGAAACGACUGUCCUCCCCGUACUGUUACUUUAAAAGUGACGGAGAUUGGGGCUAUUGAAAGAAGUGAAAGAAACAAUGCUGGAAGCAGUGAAGAAGAAACCGAACAGGAGGAUGAAGUUGAGGCCUCGCAGAGCCGACGGAUUCAGCACUCCCAGAUUUCAGGAGAAGAUGAUAAGGAAAAUGUUGACAUUGGGGCCGUUCGUGUUCCUGACACUACUUCCUAUGCUCAUGACGCUCUCUCUCAGGCCCUUGAAUUAGAGCAUUCAGGCCAUCGAAACUUAAUUAGCGAAGUUUCAGGACAUACCAACGGCAGUAAGGAACCAGCGAAUCGGCCUCAAAGCACUCCGAACAAAAGCGAAGACAACACACCUACUGGCUCUCAAAUCGUUAAUAUCGCCAAUUCUCAACCUUUCAGUAAUCCUAGUCAAAAGAGACGCAAAGGCAGACCCAGGACGGUAACUCCGCGUUUGGCACAAUCUCCUACCAAGGAAUGUAUACUAUCAUCACCUGUUUCCGGUCUACUUAACCACCCUAAUCCACAUGUUCUCAGCCGUGGUUCAAAGAGGCCUGGAAGCAGAUCUCGAUAUAGGAGGAUAGAAACGCACUUGGAUCAAUCCCCGGAAGAGGAGAAUGUGCAUUCGUCGCCAGUAAUUUCCCUGCAAGAACAGAGCAGCCUUGUUGAACAACAACCGUCUCACGGGGGACAUCGUUCGUCGAAAUCGGUUUCUGGAACCCAACAUGACCUUGGAGACGCAAAAUUUAUGGAAACGUCUCACAAAAUGCCCCAUCAAUAUGGUCGGCAUGACGACCAUGCUCCGAAUGUGGAGUCACCAAAUUAUCAGAAGACAUAUCUGGAGGCUGAAGUUAAAAUAUCAGAUCCGAAUCCUUCAUCUGAAGAACUAGGCGCUGCGAAAGCCUCUUCCAUACCUUCUCGUGUUUUAGAAACACCGACCCAGGAAAAGCAACCGUCAAAAACAUAUCGUCAGAUGAUACCGGAAACAUCUCCACCUAGUCACUUUUCAAAAUCCAUCCCAACAUUUAACAAUAACUCUUCAAGAUCUCCCACUCAUGAUGACGAUCAGCUUCCUGUUCUCCCCAAGUUUUCCCGCCCUCAAAUUGGACGCCUUGGAGUUCCUGGGUUGCACACUAGGGAUUGCCCACAUCGCACCGUCUCGGCUGUACUUUCUAGCCCUAGUGGCCGCCAGCGUCGUAGCAUGACUGAAAUUGCUGCGGAAGAGUCGCCCUGCCGCUCACUGCCUGAUUUUUUGCCAGACUUUGGACUUAUUACUGCGGAGGACAGAGAAUUCGCAUCUAUAAUCCGAGAAACAGAACUUCCUGCUCAGAAAAGGAGGAGAGGAAAUGAUGGAAGAAUCACCGGCUCGUCGAAUCUGUUUGACCGGAACCAAACGUUUAUCCCUGGCAAGCCACGCGUCGUUCCGCAGCCGGCAGUAGAGAAGAGCGAGCCCACGAAUAAGGUUUCGAAGCCUGCUAUCCCAAUACCAGUACCUCCUAUGCAUAUGGACGCUGUCGUUAUCCGGCAAAACCCGCGGGCGCCAAUUGAGGCAUGCCAGUCAACAAGCCUGUCGCCAACAUCAACAGAGCUGAUUGACAGAGCGGAUAGCCCUGACCCAAUUCAGGGUGAGAAGACUCAUAUACACUCGAAACAAAUAUGCGCUUCACCAUCGCUGAAUAAUCCUGGAUUGGAAAAUAAAGUAUUUGCCUUUUUCAAUGGCCGACCACAGGGGUAUUUCCCAGCAACCUGUGUUGGAAUUUCACACCUUGUUGGCGGUACUCGAUACCUUGUAAGAUUCGAAGACUCAAUCAAACCUGAUGAGGUGAAUGCGGACGCAGUUAAGAGGUUGGAGUUGAGAAUAAACGAUAUAGUCAAGGUGGACUUACCUCAGGUGCCAAAGAUUCCGCAUAUAGUUGUGGGCUUCCGAAAGCUGAAUGAGGCCACUUCCUUCCAUGAUGGCGAGGCGACCCUCAGUUCGACCAUGACUGAUGUUCAUGGGCACCGCUUCGUCAUCCUUAGGCCCAAGAGCUCGGAUGGCUCUUUCCGCCAUGGGCUUGAUAUCACUGUUCCGAUCUCUAACGUUUACCUUGACAGGAUUUUGUGGACUAGAUUGGAAAACCGGCAAUAUUCGUACUCACCGCAACUUGUCAGCCCCUCUGCAUCGGAACUACGAACAGCAUUCAACCCGCGCCCCAGUUCUGUUCAUUCUGCUUCACGGACUGACAAUCUCCUCCCAUCGGUUUCAGGCUUAUUUUCCGGAAUGGCUUUCGCUGCGUCCUACAAUGAUGACGAAGAGAGAAGGCUGCGCAUUGAAGAACUCAUUACUCAAAACGGCGGAAGGAUCCUGAAGGAUGGUUUCACCGAGCUAUUUAACCAACCAUUAUCCAAAUCUCCUUCUGCGUCGUUCGAAAAUAACUCUGUUGUGACAUUUUCAACAGAUCAUAGCAACGGAUUACUAUCUUUGCAUCCUACAGCCGAGAAUACCGGUUUCGUUGGCCUCCUAACAAACGAACAUACCCGUCGCGUGAAAUAUAUGCAAGCACUUGCCCUCAACAUUCCCUGUCUAUCAGGACGCUGGGUCUAUGAUUGCGUCGCCAAAGACCAAAUCGUGGACUGGGAACCUUACCUCCUGCCUGCGGGCGAAUCUGCUUUCCUUAAUGGCGCAAUCCGAUCGCGAGCCAUCUCCCCAAACCCAGCUCUAACAGCACGCCUACAAGACACUAUCGCUGCCCGGCCCAAAUUACUGGCUGGCCAAUCCGUGCUCCUCGUCAUGGAUCGCGGCAAAAUUGCCGAACAGCGCAAACCUUACAGUUUUCUUGCUUGUGCCCUUGGUCCAAGCAGAAUCGCAUUUGUACCAGACAUGAAUGCCGCAAUUAAGUUAUUGGCGCCACCUGGACGGGAAUCGCCGGCAUCAAGCGCUCAUUCAGAUGUCAGCUGGGAUUGGAUUUAUGUCGGUGAUGAGAAGGCGGGUGCGGCUGCUCGUGCACAACUUAUCAAGGCGGCGCAAUCUAUGGCAGUAAAGCAGACAUCCAGGAGCCGCUCGCGGGGCCGGCCGCCUAAGAAAGCCAAAAGUCGUAGUCGACCGACGGAUGGGGCGGCACGAGCUGCUGCUACUUCUGCUGGUCUGACUUAUGGCGGCCUCGUGUCUCGGGGGGAAGGGGAGGGGGUUUCGCACAGGCAGCGCCUGCGUCUCCGAAGCCUCCUGAAGGAUAUGGAAACGUGCUACGCUGAAGGGAUCUUUGUACACGAGAAGAGCAGAAUUCAAAUAGCAACUCAUGAGAAGACUCAGUCCUCUGUACUGUGCAUCCACUUCUGUCCCGUCGGAAAGAGGUACCUAUCUACAAUCUUCAUUUCUACCCACCCACAAACUAUACUUUAA